AUGCCCGGUGGUGAUACCUCCAAUGGACAGUCUGGUGCGGUAGCGCCGCCAUCGUCGACUUUUCAUCAGAUUACUCCGCCGAAGUACCUUGACUUGAAACAUAGUGGAGAAAUUGCCGAAAACUGGAAGCUUUGGAAGGAGAAAUAUAACAAUUAUUUUGCCAUUCCUCGUUUGGAUCGGGAAACCCCGGAGUUUCAGUUGGCGAUGUUCAAACAUACAAUCGGAGAUGAUGCGUUGAAAGUCAUCAAAACAUUCAACUACGCCGAGGGGGAGAACUCGAAUGAUUGGUGCGUGGUAAUGGGAAAAAUGGAGAAGCAUUGCAUCGGCGAAGUCAACGAAAUUUACGAACGAUACUGUUUUAAUAUGCGAGACAAGCUUCCAACGGAGUCGGUUGAUAGUUUUGUUGCCGAGUUGAGGAAUCUGGCCAAAACAUUUUGCGAUUGUUUGCGGGAUAGUUUAAUCCGUGAUCGUAUUGUGCUUGGAAUUAAAAACGAGCAGACGACCAAGAAGUUGCUGAGAAUGAGAAAUCUUACUCUGAAUCGUUGCAUCGACGUAUGUCGCAGCGAGGAAGUUGCUGAGUUGCAAAUGAAGUUGUUAUCUGGGCCGGUGGAUAACAUUAAUCAAGUAAAGUCAAGUUCUAAAAGCCUCGAGCUCCAACGCCGGUGGACGGGCGGUCGGCAAAGAAAAUUUCAUGCAAAUUUUGUGGCUAUGACCGUCAACCUGAUAGGAAGAUGUGCCCUGCAUGGGGAAAGAAGUGUAAGCGAUGCAAGUAAAAGAAUCAUUUUGCCAAGAAGUGUAAGAAAGUUCCUGUUCAUAAUAUUGAGAGCGAAGAGGAGUUAG
This is a messenger RNA of Porites lobata, 840 nucleotides long. Lineage: Eukaryota; Metazoa; Cnidaria; Anthozoa; Scleractinia; Poritidae. The record is from the annotation of a GenBank genome assembly.